GCGUUCUGUAUUUCCUCAUGCGCAACAUGGUUACUGUGUUUACCACAUAUUGGCUAAUUUGAAAACAAGAUUUCGUGGCACGCAAAAAACUGUAACAUGGAAGUUUUUGCAGGCUGCUCGUGUUGGAUCUGUGUACGAGUGUGAAGAGUACCUUCAAAUGCUUGACAGUGAGUAUCCACGCAUUCGUACGUAUUUAGAGCGGAUGGGCCAUGACAAAUGGUCUCGUGCUUAUGCUAGUCGAAAUCGGUACUCGGUUAUGAUGUCAAACAACGCGGAGUCAUUAAAUGCAGUUAAUGCCACUGCCCGAGAAUACCCAAUAUUUCAAACCAUCAUGUGCUUUUGAGUUUGAGGUGUUUGAUAAGAGAUCCCGCUCUUAUGUUGUCAACUUGAAGGAGCGCACGUGCACUUGUCGAGAAUUUCAGCUUGAUGGGUUCUUAUGUGUACAUUCCGUUGCAGCUAUUCGCUCCCGCCCAGGACUUUCUUGCUAUGAUUACAUUUCAGAAUUCUAUACAGCACAUCAUUGGGCACAAACAUACUGCGGUAUUAUUCAUCCGAUUGGGAGUCUGGAUGGUUGGAUGGUACCUUCACAUGUUAAGCAAAUCACUUGCAUCCCCCCAUCAUGUGAAUCACGACCUCCUGGAAGGCCGAAGAAAAGAAGAAUUCCUUCUACAGGAGAACAUGUUCGGAGUCAAAAAUGCACUCGUUGCCUCAUGGUUGGACACAAUAGAAAGACGUGUAGAAAUCCUAUUCCGCUACACAUGCGUUAAAAAAUGUUUUUAUUUGAUGUUAUCAUUUGAGCAUUUUUGCAAAUGCAAUCACAUACACUUGUUUGAUUUCUGAACAUUUCCAUACAUUUGUCAUACCUUUACCUUUGAAAAAAACUGCUAAGAAUUAAUGGCUCUUCGUUAUUCAUUGUCC
Cuscuta europaea is the source of this 918-nucleotide messenger RNA. Lineage: Eukaryota; Viridiplantae; Streptophyta; Magnoliopsida; Solanales; Convolvulaceae. The record is from the annotation of a GenBank genome assembly.